Messenger RNA from Pseudophryne corroboree (corroboree frog), 5108 nucleotides. It is a transcript of the gene ZMYND11, whose product is annotated as zinc finger MYND-type containing 11. Gene Ontology annotation, cellular component: nucleus. The coding region runs from base 183 to 2066 and encodes 627 amino acids. Gene Ontology annotation, molecular function: transcription corepressor activity; DNA binding. NCBI's taxonomy places the organism in Eukaryota, Metazoa, Chordata, Amphibia, Anura, Myobatrachidae. The record is from RefSeq and is a predicted model, not a curated record. The transcript is spliced from 16 exons. Gene Ontology annotation, biological process: regulation of transcription elongation by RNA polymerase II; regulation of signal transduction.
GGGAGCAGCGCAAACACCACGGCCUUGCACCAAGUCGAGUCUACGCAUGCGUGUGACGUCACGUAGACGUCCGCGAUCUACCAGCGAGAGAUCGGCCAAUCGGUGGGCGCCGAUAGAGCAGGCCGGAGCGGCCCCAUUGGUGGGAUCCGGGGACCAGUCAUCGUCCGAUCCAGCCUAGUUAAAUGAAACCGGAUAAGAUCAUGGCACGUCUUACUAAGAGGCGACAGGCAGAUACGAAAGUCAUUCAGUACUUAUGGACAGCCAUAGAAGUGAUCCGAAAUCAGAAACAGAUCGCAAAUAUUGAUCGUAUUACUAAGUAUAUGACUCGUGUUCACGGGAUGCAUCCUAAAGAAAUCACACGACAACUUAGUCUUGCUGUAAAGGAUGGCUUGAUAGUGGAGACGCUAACCGUAGGAUGUAAGGGGUCUAAAGCUGGUAUUGAGCAGGAAGGAUACUGGUUGCCGGGGGAUGAAAUUAUGAAACAUCACCAAAUUCACGGAAGAGAGGGAAAAUCAGUGAAUUCACCUGAGGACUGGGAGACAGAAACUCACGACUGGUACUGUUUUGAAUGUCAUUUACCUGGAGAGGUGAUGAUAUGUGACCAGUGUUUUCGCGUAUACCACCCUAAAUGUUUACCUGAUGAUUUAAGACUCAGAGAUAGCAGUAAUCACUGGCAGUGCCCGGUCUGUAAGAGUAUGAAAAAGAAAAACACAAACAAGCAGGAGAUGGGUAAAUACCUGCGAUUCAUUGUGUCCCGUAUGAAGGAGAGGGCAAUUGAACUGAACAAGAAAGGAAAGGACAGCAAACAUCCAAUGUACAGGCGGUUGGUGCACACGGCUGUCGAUGUUUCCACUAUUAAUGAGAAAGUAACAGAAGGAAAGUACAAGAGUUACGAAGAGUUCAAGGCAGACGCACAGCUGCUCCUACACAACACCAUUAUUUUUUAUGGAGAUGACAGUGAGCAGGCUGAUGUAGCAAAACUUCUGUACAAGGACACAUGUCAUGAGUUGGAUGAGCUGCAGCUCUGCAAAAAUUGCUUCUAUUUAUCAAACGCGCGGCCUGACAAUUGGUUCUGCUAUCCCUGUAUCCCUAACCAUGAGCUUGUUUGGGCCAAGAUGAAAGGUUUUGGCUUCUGGCCUGCAAAAAUCAUGCAAAAAGAUGACACUCAAGUUGAUGUUCGUUUCUUUGGCCAUCAUCACCAGAGGGCCUGGAUUCCUUCAGAGAAUAUUCAGGACAUUACAGUCAAUGUACAUCAGCUCCAUGUAAAGCGCAGUAUGGGCUGGAAAAAGGCCUGUGAUGAGUUAGAUCUGCACCAACGCUUCCUACGGGAAGGGCGAUUCUGGAAAUCCAAAGGAGAAGACAAGGGGGAGGAAGAGGCAGAAUCUAGCAUCUCAUCGACUAGUAAUGAGCAGAAGGCAACUCCGGAAACAAGAGCCAAGAAAGGACGACGCAAUCAAAAUGUAGAACCCAAGAAGGAAGUGGUAGAGCCAGAACCUGAAACAGAAGCCGUGAGCUCAAGCCAGGAAAUCCCCACUCUACCACCGCCAGUGGAGAAGGUGUCUGUCUGUACACAGACCAAGAAACAGAGUGCCUCCUCCCCAAGAAUGUCGCACCACGGUACUCAGACCAAUAAUGAUGACGUGUGUCAGAACAUGUGUCAUGACAAGUACAGUAAGAUCUUCAAUGAGUUCAAGGAAAGAAUGAGCACGGACAACAAAAGAGAGACUGAAAGAGCCGUACGAGAAGCGCUAGAUAAGCUGCGAGCGGAGAUGGAAGAGGAGAAGAGACAAGCGGUUAGUAAAGCCGUGGCCAACAUUCAGGGAGAGAUGGACAGAAAGUGCAGGCAGGUGAAAGACAAGUGCAAAGAAGAGUUUGUUGAAGAAAUUAAGAAGCUGGCAGCACAACACAAGCAGCUGAUCUCCCAGACCAAGAAGAAGCAGUGGUGCUACAACUGUGAAGAGGAGGCGAUGUACCACUGCUGCUGGAACACCUCUUACUGCUCCAUUAAAUGCCAGCAAGAACACUGGCAUGCUGAACACAAGAGAACCUGCCGCCGGAAAAGAUGAAUCGUUCCUUUAAUCGUUUCCGUGAUCUCAAUCCUCAAACUCUGCGUUUUGUUUUUAAUUUUCAAGAUGCCGUACGUGCUUACUUUCUGCGUACCAUUUUUGAACCAGCUCAUAGUUUGCUCAGUGCCGGACAAUAUGCUUAUUGCACAGCUCCAGUACUGAAGUGCUGAAAACCUUCUUCACAAAGACAUGUUUUGCACAUUAAAUAUUGUGCUAGUCUUCUUCUAACCUGUUUGCUGCCAGAGGAUCCGGCAUUGCUUUGCUGUUUAGGGCUUGGCGGCUCUUCUGGGAACAAUCAUGGUUAGACCGUACGUUCCUGUCAUAACUAAAGUUGUGAGGAAUUUAAACUGUUUUACAUUCAUUAUGACAUUAUUGCUGAUAAACGGUAGUUUUUCUAGACAAUUUUGCAUUUUCAGGUUCAAGGCAUUUUGUGUUUAUAAUCUUUUAAGCAAUUUAAAAUAAUUUUAACAAUUUUAUGUCUGCCAAGCAGCAGGUCUUCUGUUUGAAAACAAAGAAAAAGGCAUCAUUCUUUUUUUUUUUUUUUGGGGGGGGGGGGGGUGCCUAAAGGAGAAAUCUUGGACCAUAAAUCCAGGUGGAGGCAAACAGAUCCGAAUACGAUGAGCCCAAUGUUUGGUGACAGACACUUCUGAUGAAUCAGUGAAUGUAAAGAACCUAUAGGGGGGGCUCUACUACCUUAAGCAAGGCCUCACUUCCAAACCUGCCAUGCUUGUUCUAUUACAUUUCUCCUACUAAGAAAUAAGAAAGGCAUUAUGAUUUUAGUUAUUCUCUACCAAGGGGUUUUAAGGUUAAAUUUUAGGGAACAGGGUUCACAAAGCAAGAAUUGUUCUUGCAUAUUUUAUUUGUAAAAUAUAUCCCAUGUUUGUUCAUUACUUAUUUUCAAUAUAUAACUUUUAUAAAAAAAAAUGAAAUAUAUUAACUUUGAUUGCAUAGUUAUAAAUACAGGUAAUCCUAUCUUAGAGCAUAAAAAUUACUUUUCGAUUUGCACAGUUCAUUGUCCUAUGAAGGCACACUUACAGUGACCACGCAAACCAAGAAUCAACCUUGGAUGACUUCUUACAGGGUUUAUUGAGAUCUCAGCUGUUCCAUUUAGAAGUAAUGCACCUGUUCACACUACUUAUAGGCAUCUGAUUGUAAUUGUGGGUGUUUGUCAAGGUAAUCUUGCUCUGAGCUUCUCUGAUUGACAUCCUGCAAAUUAUGUUGCUUCAUAAGUAGGAAGCGUGUUUUUUUUUCCUCAUUUACUUCUCUAAAUUCUGACUACCAAAUUCAUGGUGUUGCAGGUUUUACAAAUUAUCACCAUUGUCUGUGCAGGGUAGACUGUGUAAUGUUAUACCCUAGCUACCAGCUCAUUGCACCCCCUAAUUCAAUUUUCAAGUGUACCUAGAGCUUAAUGCAAACCAAUAUUCAAUACAGUAUAUCGGUUCACUAUGGACGUAAGUGCCUCUUGGCUCGGUGGAGUCACCAGUCCUUUCCUUUGGUUCUGCCUACAGUAUAGCCAUCUCCAUUGUUGGUGAUAGGUACACUUUUUCUCUUACUGGCAAGUGAUUUUGGAGGUACAAUGUCAACCCUGCAUGACUUCCUCGAAAAUACCCAUAAGUAACUUGUAGCAUUUACAACCUUCUAUAAACUGCUAUUGAACUCUUUGGCAUUAUACCCAACACACUAAAAUAUUGCAUUUCCUGUCCACUGGUGUUUGCAACCUGAUGCACAGCAGACAACAUUGAAACUCUUGAUGUUCACAAAGACUUUUGAGUAACAGCCAUGCUUCCUCACCACACACUGAAUGACGAUUAUUGCAUGUCAGAUUCCUUGUACAAUGUCAGUUUUUUGUAACAUCUUAUGGACUAUUUCCCAUAGGAAUGGAUCGAUAGUUGAAUAACAUUUAUCUUAUGUUAAUCUUUCAGGUUGUUGGGGGUGGGGUUGUUUUAAAAGCAAUUUACUUUGUUAGCCACUAUCAUCAUUUUACUCUGUAUUUGAAUUAAUCUUGAUUAUAUUUUUAUUUGAUAAAGAAAGAGAUUUUGGUGUUUAAUGUGAGAACUUGAAGAGGGGCUGUAGAAAACCCUAACGAACUAGCUAUUUGGAAGAAAGAAUACUGAGGAAGAGUUGUAAAUAUUUAUUUAGAUCUUUGAUAUUUAUUGCAAGCGAUUAGACAAUGGAAGUGGAAAACUUGAGACCAUAAAUACACUGGGGGACAGGUAUGUUAACUGGUGUACAGGUAAUUGGUGGACCUGCAAAGAAAGGGUCCGUUAACUCAGAGCAACCAGAUUCUUACUGCACUUUUUGGUACGGUUUAGGGGAAAAUAUGAAUCAAACAUUUUUGGUUGCUUGUGAAUUACGGUGACUUCUUUUUCCUUUUCUUUCCCAUGAUUACCCAUGCACCAGUUCUCACAUUACCCAUUGUUUUUCUUAUUCAGUUUCAUACAUGAAACCAGCAUGAUGUGACUGUAUUCUAGCGAUAUUUCACAAAUCUCUUCCACAGCAUAUUAUUACAGCUAAACCACUCUACUGAUAUAGUGGCCUGCAGUAAAAUCCCAGCAGCAGGGAGGUAUACUUUGCAAGAUCUGCAGUAUCGAUCCAGACCUAUGAAAGAAAGUGUAUUGUGAGAAUACAUUUGAUGUAAAAUCAUUCCAAGAAACAUACAAUAUAGCGGUUAUCUGCAUGAGAGUAAGACUUGUGUUAUUUUGGUUUAUUUUCCUGUGUCCUUUGACAUGGUUGCACAUUGCAGAGUUAAAUCGGUGUGAAAACAAAAUUUAACAAUUAAGAUUGUGGCCUGGUUUUGUAUAUGUUGUAAGUUAAAAUAUAGAAAAAGCAAAAAUGACAAAAAAAAUAAUAAAAACCUGUUUUGAAACCGUUAUUACAAAAAUGAAUUCACUUCUAUUUCUUAAGACGUUAAGCUUGGCCACUAUGCACAUUGUAAUUAUCCAUUGUGGCUGGUCUAGUUCUAUGAUACAUUCUGCCAUUUUGUAAGCUGCUCUUACUAGCAAUAGGUGUUAACAUUUGUUAAUAAAUGUAUUUAAAAUGAAA